This is a messenger RNA of Musa acuminata subsp. malaccensis (wild Malaysian banana), 1589 nucleotides long. Its product is annotated as ribose-phosphate pyrophosphokinase 1-like. Gene Ontology annotation, biological process: 5-phosphoribose 1-diphosphate biosynthetic process; purine nucleotide biosynthetic process. Gene Ontology annotation, molecular function: ribose phosphate diphosphokinase activity; magnesium ion binding. Gene Ontology annotation, cellular component: ribose phosphate diphosphokinase complex; cytoplasm. Lineage: Eukaryota; Viridiplantae; Streptophyta; Magnoliopsida; Zingiberales; Musaceae. The record is from RefSeq and is a predicted model, not a curated record.
UCCACAAAUGAGCCCUUCGAAGAUUCAAAGAAGGCACUCGAGAGCCAGCGAGGGAAAGAAGAGAGAGAUAAUGGGGCGGAAGAACUUUCCUGUUCUGGAGGUUCAUCCCCUCUUCCUCCCCCUGUCUUCCGUUCAUUCACCUUCCGGAUAUUCUUCCCAUAUACCCACUUCGUUCCUCGUCCGUUCCCCGAUUCUCAUUCCCCCAUCCGAGGCGCAUCCGCUUUCCAGUUUCUGUCGGGUUCCACACGGCGACCAUGGUCAUUUCCUCUGUGUUCACGAUGCCUGCAGCUCCGCCUCUUCUCGCAUGCAAAUCGGGGUUCAAUCAGGCGCCUCUGCCUGUUCACAUGAGGUUUGACAUAUCUAAGUCAUCACAGCUGUCUAAUGGAAGAUUGUCGCUACCUGGGUUCUCAUGCACACAUCAGGAGAGCAUAGUUGCCCUGAAUCCUGAUAGUACAGUGAAGCCUGAAGGUAGAGUGAAAAUAUUCUCUGGGUCAGCAAACCUUCUGCUUGCACAGGAAAUUGCCUCCUACAUGGGCAUGGAACUUGGUAAGAUUAACAUCAAACACUUUGCUGAUGGGGAGGUCUAUGUGCAACUGCAAGAGAGUGUAAGGGGCUGCCAUGCGUUUCUUGUGCAACCAACAUGCCCCCCAACAAAUGAGAAUCUUAUGGAGCUCUUGAUCAUGAUAGAUGCAUGUCGGAGAGCUUCCGCACGAUCCAUUACAGCUAUCAUUCCAUAUUUUGGAUAUGGUAGAGCAGAUAGAAAGACUAAAGAACGUGAGUCCAUUGCAGCUAAACUUGUUGCAAACCUGAUCACAGAUGCAGGAGCCAACCGUGUCGUUUCUAUUGAUUUCCAUUCUGGACAGGCAAUAGGAUAUUUUGAUAUUUCUGUUGACCAAGUGUAUGGCCAGCCCGUGAUUUUGGAUUACUUGGUUAGCAAAAACAUUCCUUCAAAGGACUUGGUUGUUGUCUCACCUGAUGUGGGUGGGGUUGCUCGUGCACGUGGUUUUGCCAAGAAGUUGUCAGAUGCACCUUUAGCUAUUGUCGACAAAAGGCGUCAAGGCCAUAAUAUUUCUGAGGUUAUGAACUUGAUUGGUGAUGUGAAAGGAAAGGUUGCUGUUUUGGUGGAUGACAUGAUUGAUACUGCCGGGACUAUCACUAAUGCGGCAGCUUUAUUACAGCAGGAAGGUGCUAAUUCAGUGUAUGCAUGUUGCACUCAUGCUGUUUUUAGCCCUCCUGCAAUAGAGAGGCUGUCCAGUGGUGUUUUUCAGGAAGUGAUAAUAACAAACACUAUCCCAGUUGCAGAACAUAAUUAUUUCUCUCAACUAACUGUCCUUUCUGUUGCAAACCUUCUAGCUGAGACCAUCUGGCACAUACAUUCUGAUGGCUCUGUUAGUGGUAUGUUCAAGUAAGGUUAUGGCAGGAGGAAUUUUGAUGAAGUGUUCAUCAUGGGCUUGGCAAAUUGAGCAGGCAAAACCAAAAAAUUACUGCUAGUGUAAGUUGCUGUCUUUUAUGUUUGCUAAAAGAAGUCAUUCAAGGAACCGAAGGUAUAUUGCCGGCCUUUCUGUUCAUCAACUAAUGAUUCGGAACAU